GUUGUGGUAACUGCAAUAUAAUUUUGUGCCUGUUUAGCCAGAAUAGGCUGUGCCUUUGUGCAACACUUUAGUCCUGAUUGGAAGCUUCCACUUGGCGAUUGGGGCGGUACGGCCUAGACAGCAGCCGCGACAGUACAACUGAGUGUGUAACAGCGCAUAGUUUGUAAGGCGGUGUUCCGGGCUCCUCGGCAAGCAUGAGGCUCCUGCCUCAGGGCGGGAGCCAGCUGGGCUUCCUCUUGCGGCGUAUCUCGACAACCGCUGGGACUAAAGCAGCUGGUUCUGGAAAUGGCGGUGUUGGUGCCUACUUCCGCGGUCGCACAGGCGGCUCCCCGCCUUCCUUCCCGCAGGAGGGCGGCGGCGGGCCGCUGCCACCCGGCUUCGGCCGGCCGGAGCUGUCCCCCGGCCGCCGCGCCGCCGCCACCUUCUUCCGCUUCUUCCUUCCCGUCAGCGGCGUGGGCAUGAUGUGGUACGCCUACACGCACCCGGACCAGGACGACCUGGUAGGCAAGAGGUUCCCCCCCGAGCUGCAGUACCUGGCGGCCCAGCAGACCCCCAACACCGACCCGCUCACCAACUGGAGCGGCACGCACCAGCAGACACCCAAGCGCUUCUUCCACCCCGAGUCGGAGGCGGAGGUGGAGGCCUUCCUGCGCAUCGCGGCCAGGCGCGGCGAGCGGCUGCGACCCGCCGGGUCGGGCCUGAGCCCCAACGGCGCGGCGCUGAGUGACGAGGGCGUGCUGGCGCUGGGGGCCAUGGACCGGGUCAUCGGAGUGGACCGGGAGAAGAUGCAGGUUACCGUGCAGGCGGGGUGCCGCGUGCAGCAGGUGGCUGACGCGCUGGCCCCGCACGGCCUCACGCUGCAGAACUACGCGUCCAUCCGGGAGCAGCAGAUCGGGGGCAUCACACAGGUGGGUGCGCACGGCACGGGUCCCCGGCUGCCCCCCGUGGACGAGCAGGUGGUGGCCAUGCGGCUGGCCACCCCGGGGCUGGGCACCAUUGCGCUGAGCGAGGAGGAGGAGCCGGAGCUGUUCAGGCUGGCUCGUGUGGGGCUGGGCUCGCUGGGCAUCAUGACGCAGGCCACACUGCGAGUUGUGCCCCGCCACCAGCUGAUCGAGCGCACCUUCACCGCCUCCCGCGCGGAGGUGCGCCGCAACCACGUGAAGUGGCUGCAGGAGAACAAACACAUCAAGUACCUGUACAUUCCGUACACCGACACGGUGGUUGUCGUACAGGCCAACCCCGGGUCCAGCGCCGAGCAGCUGCGGGUGGCCAAGGAGCAGGCGGCCAGCCCCGCGCACCCGCCGGAGGAGCGCACGGAGGCGCUCAGGCGCCUCUACGCCUCCGUGCUUCCCGCCUCCGACCCCGCCGGCCUCACCGCCCCGCAGCUCCGGGACGCGCUGCUGGCUGCGGGUCCGGGUCCGCUGGACGCGGGGUGGGUGGCGGCGGUGAACGGCGCGGAGGCGGAGUACUGGCGUCGCAGUGCGGGGGUGCGGGUGGGGUACAGCGACGAGGUGCUGGGGUUCGACUGCGGCGGGCAGCAGUGGGUGAUGGAGGUGGCGUUCCCGGUGGCGGGGUCGCUGGAGGGACUGCGGAGGGGCGCCAAGACGCGGGACAUGGAGUUCAUGGAGGCGCUGAUGAAGGAGAUUGAGAAGGCCCGCCUGCCCGCGCCCGCCCCCAUCGAGGUGCGCUGGAGCGCCGGCAGCUCCUCGCCGCUCAGCCCCGCUGCGGGGCCGCCCGAGUCGCUGCACUGCUGGGUGGGCGUCAUCAUGUACCUGCCGCAGGAGCAGCAGCAGCGGGACAAGGUCACGCAGGCUUUCCGCGAGUACGCCCGGCUGGUGGAGACCAAGCUGAUGCCGCGCUUCAACGCCACCUGGCACUGGGCCAAGCUGGAGGCGGGCCCGGGCUCGGGUCGCAGCGAGGAGGAGGUGGCGGCGGUGGUGCGGCCGAGGCUGGCGGCGCGGUUCGGACCCGCGCUGCGCUCGCUGGCUCGGUACAGGGGCGUGCUGGACCCCUCGGGCAGCCUAGGGAACGGGUGGCUGGACGCGGUGAUUGGGCCGGCGCCGCAGCAGGGGCAGCCGCAGGGGGAG
Astrephomene gubernaculifera is the source of this 2087-nucleotide messenger RNA. The record is from the annotation of a GenBank genome assembly. NCBI's taxonomy places the organism in Eukaryota, Viridiplantae, Chlorophyta, Chlorophyceae, Chlamydomonadales, Astrephomenaceae.